CCAUUAUCGAUAGCUACGUGCAUUGAAAGGCUUCUGUAAAUGCCAAUUGCUAGCUGUGGUUGAAAAGGAGGUUUCAACUCAUUAGAGUAGAAGCUAAUUGCCGGAAGAAGGGCACCAAAACCAGUCCUGCUAACCCGCUGAUGGCUAGUGGUCCACCAUCAGUGGUCUCAUCCAAGGAGACAACCAACUAUGCACGGCUUUGUCGUCUUCUGGUGGAUGUCGGGUCUCAGGUCUUGAGGGACACAUUUGAUGGAAUACACCCUCCGGUGGGACUCCAUUCAGUUUUGGCUGGUCACCCAAAUCAUGCAAAACUACAGUCUCUUCAGAAGAAGAAAGUUAUUAAUCCUAAACAAUGGGGGAAGUUGUUCCCUGUCAUUCCAGCAUCUGUUUCAUCAGCUGGCUUUGAUAUCACUCUCUUAGUGGUGCUACUGAGGAAUAUCUGCGGUCUCAGUCCUCCCAGCAGUGGUUGGGACCAUCUUCCUCCUGUUACAGAAGGUGGUGCAUCUGCUAACAUAGCCAGGGUGAAGUUCUAUCGAAAUACUGUAUACGGCCAUGCUGAGCAAGCUGUGGUCGAUGACACCAAAUUCGAUACCUUAUGGCAAGAUAUUGGUGAUGCAAUAGUUGGAUUAGGAGGAGCAAAGUACGCUGCAGCUAUUAACAAGCUCAAGAAUGAAUGUAUGGAUCCUGAUAUGGAAAAACACUACAAGGAGUUGCUAUCAAUGUGGAAAAGAGAUGAGGACAACAUCAAAGAAAAGCUGCACGAGGUGGAAGGAAAACUUGAACAUGUCAAAGAACAAGUGAAGAACGUCAGUAAAACGUUGGACGCCAUCUUUGGAUCAAAGCAAGCUGAAGAUGAUGUUGAUCCAAGUAAACUGGUCGAUGAAAUACGCCAACUUUACAAAGUCCGUGAGGGAUGGUUGGCACCGUUUCCGUGGUGCGAAGACUUUUGCUUUCAUCUUGGCGAUAUCUACACCAGACUUAGGGUGGUAAAUAGAAAGAAAGCAGGAAGGAGAGCCGAAGGACACGUUGUUACCAUGUCUGAAAUCUUCAAGUCACACGAAGAAUGUGAGAGUCCCAGAACAUCGUUAAUUGAGGGAAAGCCCGGUAUGGGAAAAACAACCUAUUGCAAGAAACUUGUUUACAGCUGGGCGGUAGGGAAAGAAGAAACAGGUGGUUUCCUGCCAAGCUUCAAAAUCGUAUUGUUCAUCAAAUGUCGCGAUGUGAAGGGGGACCUGUGGGCGGCCAUUGAUGAUCAACUUCUACCUCGAGAUAUCGAUGAAGCCGUAAAAGGGAAAUUCUUCAACUUCAUUCGCCGCAAUCAGUCUGAGGUUCUGCUGGUCCUUGAUGGAUUGGAUGAAGUUUCUGCGAGUAAACUGCCAAUGUUUGCCGAAAUCAUCCAGGGAAGAAUCCUUCCAAAUUGUUACCUCGUUGCUACAGCGCGACACGAAGCUGGAGUUAAAGUUAGAAUACACUGUGACACAUUGCUAGAGGUUGAGGGGUUCACUGAAGAAGAUGUGCGAAACUUUAUCAUGAAAUACUUCAAAACAAGAGAGGAUUUGGCUAAAACUCUCAUCGAAGAGAUUGAAAAAGAUAAAAAAUUGAAAGACAUGUCGGCAAAUCCUCUCAACACCGCUCUUUUUUGUCUGGUUUGUGAAGACUUUGAAGGGGUCUUCCCAGAAAGUAGGACGGAGCUGUACGUGGAAAUAGUGCAAUGUGUUUUGAGAAGAUACAAGCGAAAGAAACAACUUCCAGAAAACGGCGAAGACCUCAUUGAAGAGUACAGAACCCAACUAAAGCACCUUGGCGGGAUAGCACUUAACGGUUUGCUCGAAGACAACUUGGACUUUGACGACAGUGAGCUUGGAAAUCACAAAAGUGACUUACCUAAAUUUGGAUUUCUUUCCGUUCAGCCAGGAGGCAGCAAAUUAAGACCGCGCCGACGUUAUGCUUUUCUUCACAAGAGCUUUCAAGAAUGGUUUGCCGCACACUAUCUGUGUCGUCGGUUGAUUGCGAAGGAAAUCAGCCCCAGCGAAAUAGCUGUUGACAAACAUUUCAUCCACCAAUUGAAAGAAGUCCUUCCAUUUGUGUUUGGUAUGCUAUCAGCACAAUGCGAAGAAACAACGGUGAUCCUUGUAAAGAGCAUAGCGACACACGUGAACCAGGAGGUGGAUGAAGUCAGAGAUGGAUGGUUCAGAGUUGUAUUGGACUGCAUCAAAGAAUGCAAGGAGGAUAAUGAUCUGCCGACUCGUUUGUCACGCGUUUUUGGCUCACUUCUUCAACUGGAAUGUGUCUCUCUUGAAAGAUCAAAUGUUGGUGAUCCCGAUGUUGUUAUUCUGACUGAAGCACUUAAAACCAAUACAACCAUAACAAGUUUGCAUUUUUCUUUCAAUGUAAUUGGAGCUGGAGGCGCCGUUGCUCUGGCCGAGGCCCUUUCAAGCCAUCCGUCCCUGAGAGUGUUGAAUUUAAGCACCAAUAGAAUUCUUGGUAAUGGAGCUUCUGCGUUAGCUGGUUUACUCAAAUGUAACUCAACUCUGACGGAAUUGUUACUGCCCUUCAACAACAUUACCGACACUGGUGCUGAUGGUCUGGCCGAAGCCCUGAAAUGCAACACUUCUCUGUCAAAGUUGAAUUUAAAUUUCAAUAACAUUGGCCAUCUUGGUGCUGCCACCAUAGCCGAUGCCAUUAAGUGCAAUGAAACCCUGACAGAGUUGAGACUGUCUGGCAAUAAAAUAGGAGACACUGGUGCUGCUUGUCUUGCAGAUGCAAUUCGGGUGAACACUUAUUUAAAAAUGAUUCUUUUGGAUGGCGGUGACAUUGGAAUUGCUGGUGCCACUGAUCUGGCUGAAGCACUCAAAUGCAACCAAACCUUGACAGAGCUGGGUUUGCACGAUAACAACAUUGGCGAUUCUGGCACUACUGCUUUGGCUGCUGCCCUUAAAUGCAAUAAUUCCCUGGAAAGGCUGGAUUUAUCGAGGAACAAAAUUACUGAUCGUGGCGCUCUCGCUUUAUCUAAUGUCCUUAAGUGUAAUACUAUUCUGAAGGAGCUGUAUUUGGCCCGCAACGGCAUCGGCUAUCGUGGUGUUGCCGCGCUAGCUGAUGAGGCUAAAGGGAGCACGACCUUGACGAAGUUAAAUUUGUCUGGAAACAAGGAUGUGGCGUCUGUUGUUCAGGAACUCCGCUCAAAACUUGGCAAUCUUAAUGAGUAACACAAUCUUAAUUCAGACUUUUUUUCAGUGUGCUGCAUUACAAGGAGCUGAUGAGAUUAUGAGAACGCAAAGUAGAAAUUUGGCUUAAGUACAGGCACAACCAAAUUUUUCGAGAUUGGGUUUCAAUCGUAGACCAAAAUGAAGGAUCGAUGCAAGUCAGUAUGAGGCCCUUAACAUGGCUGUUGCAUGAAACUAAUGAAAACAUGGCGGUUGCCAUAUGACAAUUCCAAAGCUGAAUUUCAAUCAAUCGCUUGAGUGUAAGCAAGAACUUUCAUAACGAGGUUUAAAAUAAAGGUUAUGGCAGCCCUGGGCUGACAAUGACGAGACACCAACUGGGUAAAUCAGCUAUUGUGCAAUGCUAUCACUCAUGUUUAGCUUCUUGUCCUGUGCACUGGAAAACAUGGUUUCAGUUUCUCUUGUGAACAUCACCUGAGCUUUCCCUGAUACGUACUGACCCUCCCCGGUUUCAUGCAACAUAUACUUGAUUUUGAUGCUUCAUUUGAAGUGUCUUUCGAUACAUCUUGCCAUGGGAAGGUGAGAUUUUUGAUUAGCGUUAUUUCUGAACAGAACUUGAAAGGGUACUCUGUGGUAUCUGGAACAUAUGUAUUUCCCCCUUGAUGUUAUAUCCGAGUCUGGUUAGGAUUAAAGCAAAACACCUGAAGGCGACUUGAACACGAGAUACCAAACCGAAAGCAAAUGAGCUACUCAGUUUAGAAUACGGUUGCCUCGAUGGUAGCGUGUACAAAAACACUGUUUGGGGUGCCCUUAGUGUGAAAAUUUAGGCUUCUCAAUCCCUAUUGGGAAUUCUAGAGGGUGCAAAAUUUUGAUUUAAAGGUAAUUUUUUUACGACACCAUACAAACAUCUAGAAGCAUUUCUAUUAUUUUCGCUAGAUAAAUUGAGCUUCAUCGGCGUUAAUUUAGACUUUUACUAAGCUUGGGGGGCGGGUGCACGGGGAUAACAUCUGAAAUCACUUCCCUCUACAGUCCACAACUUCCGUCCACAUCUGAUCCACCGCAAUACCUCAUUCAUUAUACUAAUGAAUGAGCUUAAAAGAAUCGCCUUCCAUUCUCAGACUCGAGCGUUCCUUCGGAAGCCCUCGUAAAAACGAACGGUUCUCAUUUUCAUACUGGGGCAUUCCUGCUAAAGAUCGUGCAAUAACAAUCUGCCUGGUUUAUUAAGCGUGUUUUCGUAAAUAUGUCAUUUUCUAGCACUUUUAUGACAACUUUUGGGUUAUGAACACAGAGGAAGGAAACUUAGUUCUCGUUCCGCACCAGCUAUCCUAAAAUUAUAGGAUUCAUUUUUCAAUUCUAAAGGACUGUAUUCCAAAGACCGUUGAUAACAACAGUUUCUAAAUGAAGAAUAAGAAAUAUUUUCCAUUGACGUUGUAGUGUCGUCAUUCAGACACAAAUAGACUGUUACUCUUUCAUUGCCAAAGGCUAACUGAACUUUAUUAACAAACACGUUACACAUAGAAUUAGAUACGUAUGAUGCAGGAUCCUCGCAGUAGAGAGCGCUAUUUAUGCAAUAGCGAAAA
This is a messenger RNA of Stylophora pistillata, 4741 nucleotides long. RefSeq lists its product as uncharacterized. The record is from RefSeq and is a predicted model, not a curated record. Gene Ontology annotation, molecular function: protein binding. Lineage: Eukaryota; Metazoa; Cnidaria; Anthozoa; Scleractinia; Pocilloporidae.